Messenger RNA from Pseudonaja textilis, 1176 nucleotides. The record is from RefSeq and is a predicted model, not a curated record. Lineage: Eukaryota; Metazoa; Chordata; Lepidosauria; Squamata; Elapidae.
GCCACACAGCCCUCCACAUUGCCAUCGAGAAGAGGAACUUAGAUCUUGUGAAGAUCCUGGUAGAGAACAAGGCUGAUGUCCACGUCAAGGCUUCUGGUCAUUUCUUCCAGCCGCACCGCAAAGGGGCGUACUUUUAUUUCGGUGAACUUCCUCUCUCCUUGGCCGCUUGUACCAACCAGCCAGAUGUGGUCAUGUACCUCCUGGAUAACCGUCACAACAAGGCCAAGCUGACCGAACAGGAUUCCAUGGGUAACACCGUCCUCCAUGCGCUGGUGAUGGUGGCCAAUGACACGGAGAAGAACACUGAGCUCGUGGUCAACAUGUAUGACAUGAUCCUGAUGAAAGGGGCCGAGAUGGACCCUGCCUCCAAGUUGGAAGAGAUUGUCAACCGGAAACAGCUGACUCCUUUGAAGCUGGCCGCCAAGACUGGGAAAGUUGAGAUCCUUAAGCACAUUCUCCACCGAGAGAUGAAGGACCCCAAGUUCCAACACCUUUCACGCAAGUUCACCGAAUGGACCUAUGGUCCGAUCCACAUCUCCCUCUACGAUCUGACCUCUGUCGACAGCUGUGAGGAGAACUCAGUGCUAGAGAUCCUGGCCUACAGCAGCAACACUCCAAACCGGUACAAAAUGGUGGCCCUGGAGCCUUUGAACAAGCUACUUCAGCAUAAGUGGGAAUCCUUCAUAAGAAAAAGGUUUUUCUUCAGUUUAUUCCUCCACCUGAUUUUCAUGUUCAUCUACACAGGCACUGCUUAUUACUGGCCUCUAAAGGGUGAGCCUCUUGUUCCAACGACAAUGACCAUCAAGGACUUAUUAAGACUUCUUGGAGCUGUGGUCAUUUUAAUUGGUGGCAUUUAUCUCUUCAUUGCUCAGAGUUUUUACUUCUGGAGAAGACGCUUCUCUUGGAAAAGUCUUCUAGUGGAUAGUUGCUUCGAAAUAUUCCUGUUUGUGCAGGCACUCGCCAUCCUGGCCUCGUCCGUGAUGUUCUUUGCAAACACGGAAAAAUACGUGCUGCCCAUGGUGUUCGCCUUGCUUUUAGGCUGGGUGAACAUGCUCUACUAUACCCGCGGUCUCCAGCAGACAGGAAUCUACAUUGUGAUGAUCCAGAAGGCCAUCUUGAGGGACCUUCUGCACUUCCUGAUGGUUUAUGUGAUCUUCCUAUUUGGCUUUGCAACAG